Messenger RNA from Zeugodacus cucurbitae (melon fly), 654 nucleotides. Its product is annotated as probable insulin-like peptide 1. Gene Ontology annotation, molecular function: hormone activity. The transcript is spliced from 2 exons. The record is from RefSeq and is a predicted model, not a curated record. The coding region runs from base 102 to 476 and encodes 124 amino acids. NCBI's taxonomy places the organism in Eukaryota, Metazoa, Arthropoda, Insecta, Diptera, Tephritidae. Gene Ontology annotation, cellular component: extracellular region.
CGAACUACAUCAGUUACUUUGCACAGCUUCAACAGUUCACUUUGCCGCAGAAGCAGCUUUUUAGGCGUUCCAUCCAUAUUCGAGUACCCUAUACUGCCAUUAUGAUGUCGAUGAACCUGUUGAAAAUCUUCGCCAUGAUGCUCGUUAUGGCAGUUGUGUUGCCACAAAGCCAAAGCCAACGCACAGUUUGCGGUCCCGCUUUGGACGCUGUACUCAGCACCAUUUGCGUUCAUGGCUUCAAUUCGAAGUUCAAGAAAUCGGUCGAGUGGGACGAUCUGGGAAACAAUGAAGUGGACUACGAGCUGCCCUUCCCCUAUGCGAACUCUCCGUUCUUAGCAAAGAUCCAUGGCGCCCAAUUCGACACUUUGGCCAAGACUCGCCGCCAUCGGGACACGGUCGUGACUGGUGUCUAUGAUGAAUGUUGCAGCAAGGCCUGCAGCUACAACGAGAUUCUCUCCUAUUGCAACACAUAUUAAAAACAAAGCGCCCAGGAUGGAGAAACAUGUCUUCAAUUAAAUAUUUGUAAUACCGAUCCAUACUAAAAUCACUAAAUAUAAUCGAAAAUUCGAAUAAUAAAAGGUCUUCAGGUAAAACAUACCUGUCUCAUUUUAAAUAAAAAACAUAUAUAUGUAUAUAUUUUUACUAAAUAGCUAU